Messenger RNA from Plasmopara halstedii, 1773 nucleotides. Its product is annotated as Vacuolar assembly/sorting protein VPS9. Lineage: Eukaryota; Oomycota; Peronosporomycetes; Peronosporales; Peronosporaceae. Gene Ontology annotation, biological process: vesicle-mediated transport. Bases 1 to 1773 code for a protein of 590 amino acids. The record is from RefSeq and is a predicted model, not a curated record. The transcript is spliced from 4 exons. Gene Ontology annotation, cellular component: endocytic vesicle; cytosol. Gene Ontology annotation, molecular function: small GTPase binding; guanyl-nucleotide exchange factor activity.
AUGGACGACACAGAGCAAGUGCAACUUACGAAUCAGCAGCUACACAGUAAAGUGGCAGAUCUAACAAGUGCAUUGCUAGCACGGGAUCUCGAGCUUGUGCGACUACGAGAACGCUGUCAGUUUCUUACCACUGCUGUGGAAAAGCAAGAUAAGGUUAUUGCUUCAUUGUGCGCCGCAACGUUGCCAACCUCGAUAAGUAAUUAUUCAAGUAACUCAAGACAGACAGAACAGAGAACGUCAAUGAAGAGCUUUACGGGUGUAUUGGGGAUAACCGAGCCUGUGCAUGAAAUGGUUGAAAGUCAGUCGGAUUUAAAAGGGUAUAAGAACUUCGAUACAAGAAACAAAUCUAAAAAAGAUGUGAUUAAAAUUAAUCUGGAUCAGAUAUCGUACUCACCUCGAACGGUUACGAAUGAGAAUGCGACACCUAGUGUCGACAGCUCGAGCAGUUUUGCGACCGCUUCGUCAUCCUCAUCACUGUUCGGUGACGUGGGGGAGCCAGUGACUAAGUUUUCGCGGUCAAAGUCUUCUCCUCAACGCGCAUCGCUACUUAAGAGGCGCCCAUCGCUUGAGCGGCAGGUCAGCAGUCCGACUAACGAAAGUUUUGCAAGUUCUGCAGGAUUUCUUCGUAAGUCUAAUCGCACCAUGUCUGGACGCUUGAGUGUAAGUGAUUUAGGACUUCUACACAAUGAUGACGGCGACGAUAUGGAGAGUAACCAAACUUUAGAAGAUACGCAUUUCAAUCCUAGAAGACAAUUUGAGGAAACGCUCAAAAGAGUAGAAGAUACUUUGGACGUUGAGGAAAGAAUAGGGCCGAUGAUAUCAACAAUAAGCCGAAGCCAGCGUAAUCUUUUUGCUGAUGUUGAUGAGUCUAUCCAGGCCAAAGCGAAUCAAACUCAAGCAGACACUAACCCAGCAAACAACAGUAGCUCAGAAAUAGAUGGUCUUUCGUACGGUGAAUUUUUGCAACGUAUCAGUCUUCCUGCUUCUCGAGACAUUCUAGACAAAAUGCGUAUGUUUGUUGGAUCAAUCUUGGGACCUCGGGGUGAUGGACAACCUCCACGCUCGACGGAUUACGUGGAAUACGAUUUUUACGGGCAUCAUGAAUUUCGUCGUCGAUGCAGUCAAUUUUUUGUAAGCAUGGACGACUUGUUACAAACCCACCCUGUCUGGUGCCAUGCGUCCGAGACGAUUCUGACAAAAGCUCGUGAUGGCGUUGAAAAGUAUGUUAUGGACAGAGUAUCCGACAUUGCAUUUAAUCAGCUUCAGGAAUGCCAACAGUGGAUGGAAGAAGAUAAAAAUUUGCUAAGACGCAUGAAACUAUUAUCGUUUAUAACGCCUGCGAUGUUAGACAUUAAGCCGUGUAUUCGCAAUGAGGUGGUGUGGUCGAUGGCAGAAGACGAAUUACGACGUAUUAAUCAAUUUUGCUCACCAGGGGACAAGAUUAAUUGUAUAGUGCGGUGUUGUAGCGUAAUUUUUAGCGUCCUCAACCUUUCGAGAGGAGACUCUGGCAGUCGCCCUGGUGCCGAUGACUUUUUGCCAGUAUUUAUUUACAUCGUACUUCACUCGCGAAUCUCUCGAUUGUGUUCCAAUUGCGAGUAUAUUUCAGCUUAUCGAAAUCAAGCCGAUCUCAUGUCGAAAGCGGGAUACUGCUUCGUGAACUUGCGUAGUGCCAUUGAGUUUAUAAUGGUAAUGGAUGGGUCAAUGCUGUCGAUCUCGGAUGGCGAAUUCCAAAGGUUGUACAUUGAACAAGAGAAGCUGUUGUUGAAGGCUUGA